AUGCCCGCCACUGCCAUCCAGAACGAUGAAGCGGCCAAGCUCAAACCUCUUCUUUUCAUGACUGCCUUUCCAGGCGAGGGACAUACCAAUCCCCUGAUCACUAUUGCAUCGCACUUGGUUAAACGCGGAUAUGAGGUAGUCUUCAUGGCCCCAUCGGUCUACGAGAGCCAGAUCAACGAGGCUGGCGCCGAGUAUCUUUUUGUUGACAAUCCAAUCACCGACUCGGUUUUCGAAGCUUUUCGCGAGGCCUCUGAGCGGCCUCAAGGCCCUGAGCGUUUGGCCGCUCAGUACAAGGCUAUCUUCUUGGACAUGCAGCCGACACGUACUCAAAGCACUGAGAAUGCCUUGGUGAUGUUGCAGGCUCGUCAUCCGGGUCGACAGAUCAUUCUUCUGGAGGAUGUUUUCAAUGCUUCCUUUUGGGCUUUCAAGUACGGGCGGCCUCUGCCGGCUGGUCUCGAAACUCUCCCCAAGUCAAUUGGCUUUGGGGUUUCGCCCGUGCUGGUCGAGAGCCAAGAUACCGGACCGAUAUCGCUCGGCCUGCCUCCAGAUACGACGGAUUCCGGACGGGAACGGAACAAGGCCCUCUAUGAUCUUGCCGAGAGCGGCCCGCUGAAGUUGAUGGUAGAUGCGUGGCAGGACUCAUGGAGCAGGUGUGGGUGUACGAGCAUUCCAGAUGGCAGGAUGUUCAGAUCGUUUUACGCGGCGCAUGACCAUACGCUCCAGUUGUGCUCACCAAGCUUGGACUACCAACUAUCUGAUCUGCCAUCCUGUCUCGAAUUUGUCGGCGUCCUCCCCCGAAAGCCUCGCAAUUUUACCAUCCAAUAUCCUCUUUGGUGGUCAGAAGUUGAGAACAGGCACGAGCAUUACCGCCAUGUCAUCUUCGUGUCACAGGGAACUCUCAAUCCUUUCUGGUCUGAACUCAUUAUUCCAACACUUAACGCCUUCUCCGACCGACCUGACAUUCUCGUCGUGGCAACUUUGGGUGCUCGUGGUGCUGAGCUGCCCCCGGAAGUCACCAUUCCAUCAAACGCCCGGGUCGUCGAUUACUUUCCAUACGACACCAUGCUGGAGUUCGCCGACGUGUUCGUUUCCAACGCUGGUUAUGGAACUCUUACUCAUGCUGUUAGCAACGGAGUUCCUGUCCUGCUUGCUGGCCAGAAUGAAGAGAAGAUUGAAGUCACGAUGCGAGCCGUACAUGCUGGGGUUGGACUUAGCUUGGGGACGCAAACGCCCUCCAUCGAACAGGUCAGACGAGGUGUCGAACAGAUUCUGGCGGAUAACAAGUAUAAGAAGGCGGCGAUGAAACUCAAGGUGGAGAAUGAUGGCUUAGAUGCCUUAUCUGCGAUUGAGUUGAAAGUCAAGAAGUUGACAACAUGA
Molecule: messenger RNA, 1377 nt
Organism: Colletotrichum karsti
Lineage: Eukaryota; Fungi; Ascomycota; Sordariomycetes; Glomerellales; Glomerellaceae
Product: udp-glucuronosyl udp-glucosyltransferase
Exons: 1
Coding region: 1-1377 (458 amino acids)
Molecular function (GO): UDP-glycosyltransferase activity
Source: RefSeq, a predicted model, not a curated record